AGGGCGGGACCCGAGCGUGACAGCGCGGCCGGCGGACCCGGCUGGCUGGUGGGGAAACGAAACUGAGGGAGGAGGCGGCGGCUCUGGCAGCGGCAGGGCCAGGCCUGGUGGCGGCGGCGGCAACGGCGGCCUGACCCCCGCCUCUCCGCUCCCAGGCAGCUCACUCUCUCCCCUCAGCUGGCUCUGACAAGGGCAGCUGACGAUCUGGAUUUAUGGUUGCAGUAACAAUGAGGAGGAGAAAUGAUCCAGAAUGCACUGCCCCUAUCAAGAAACAGAAGAAAAGAGUUGCAGAGCUUGCCCUGAACCUGAGCUCUACGUCUGAUGACGAACCUCCCUCUUCUGUCAAUCAUGGAGCAAAAGCAUCUGCCACAAGCCUAAGUGGGUCUGACAGUGAGACUGAGGGAAAGCAACACAGCUCUGACUCUUUCGACGAUGCGUUCAAAGCAGACUCCCUUGUGGAAGGAACUUCUUCUCGCUAUUCCAUGUAUAAUAGUGUCUCCCAGAAGCUUAUGGCCAAGAUGGGCUUCAAGGAAGGCGAAGGAUUGGGGAAAUACAGCCAGGGUCGGAAGGACAUCGUUGAAGCCUCUAAUCAGAAAGGUCGAAGAGGCUUGGGUCUGACACUGCAAGGCUUUGAUCAAGAGCUAAAUGUAGACUGGCGAGAUGAGCCAGAGCCCAGUGCCUGUGAACAGGUAUCAUGGUUUCCAGAAUGUACCACCGAAAUUCCUGACACUCAGGAAAUGAGCGAUUGGAUGGUUAUGGGAAAGAGAAAGAUGGUUAUUGAAGACGAGACAGAGUUUUGUGGGGAAGAGCUGCUUCACAGUGUGUUGCAGUGUAAGAGUGUGUUUGAUGUCCUGGAUGGAGAGGAGAUGCGGCGAGCUCGGACCCGGGCCAAUCCCUACGAGAUGAUCCGAGGAGUGUUCUUCCUAAACAGGGCAGCAAUGAAGAUGGCUAACAUGGAUUUUGUGUUUGAUCACAUGUUUACAAAUCCACGGGACUCUUGUGGGAAACCACUGGUAAAGGACCGGGAAGCUGAGCUUCUCUACUUUGCUGACGUCUGCGCAGGCCCAGGCGGUUUCUCGGAGUACGUGCUGUGGAGGAAGAAGUGGCACGCAAAGGGCUUUGGAAUGACUCUGAAGGGCCCAAAUGACUUCAAACUGGAGGACUUCUACUCGGCGUCCAGUGAGCUCUUCGAACCCUAUUAUGGUGAGGGUGGGAUCGAUGGAGAUGGAGAUAUUACCCGCCCAGAGAACAUCACUGCUUUUCGGAAUUUUGUCUUAGAUAACACAGAUCGCAAGGGCGUCCACUUUCUGAUGGCUGAUGGGGGGUUCUCAGUGGAGGGGCAGGAGAACCUGCAAGAGAUCCUCAGCAAGCAGCUGCUGCUCUGUCAGUUCCUCAUGGCCCUGUCCGUGGUCCGAACAGGAGGCCACUUCAUCUGUAAAACCUUUGAUCUUUUCACACCGUUCAGUGUGGGGCUCAUCUACCUGCUGUACUGCUGCUUUGAACGAGUUUGUCUCUUUAAGCCAAUUACCAGCCGUCCUGCCAACUCAGAGAGGUAUGUCGUGUGCAAGGGCCUGAAGGUGGGCAUCGAUGACGUGCGGGAUUACCUCUUCUCAGUCAAUAUUAAACUCAAUCAGCUGCAGAACACCGAUUCUGAUGUCAACCUUGUGGUCCCCUUGGAGGUGAUCAAGGGAGACCACGAAUUUACUGACUACAUGAUACGGUCCAAUGAGAGCCACUGCAGUCUGCAGAUCAAAGCUCUGGCCAAAAUCCAUGCCUUUGUUCAAGACACGACCCUGAGUGAGCCUCGGCAGGCAGAGAUCCGGAAAGAGUGCCUUCGACUUUGGGGGAUCCCAGACCAGGCUCGAGUUGCUCCUUCUUCCUCAGACCCCAAAUCUAAGUUCUUUGAGCUAAUCCAGGGCACUGAGAUUGACAUCUUCAGCUAUAAGCCCACGCUGCUCACCUCCAAAACCCUGGAGAAGAUCCGCCCAGUGCUGGACUACCGCUGCAUGGUGUCUGGCAGUGAGCAGAAGUUCCUCAUCGGCCUGGGGAAGUCUCAGAUUUACACGUGGGAUGGCCGCCAGUCAGAUCGCUGGGUCAAGCUGGACCUGAAGACGGAGCUACCCCGGGAUACUCUGCUGUCUGUGGAGAUCGUCCAUGAGCUGAAAGGGGAGGGGAAGGCCCAGCGGAAGAUUAGUGCCAUCCACAUCCUUGACGUCCUCGUGCUGAACGGCAGCGACGUGCGGGAGCAGCACUUUAACCAGCGCAUUCAGCUUGCUGAGAAAUUUGUGAAAGCGGUUUCCAAGCCCAGUCGACCUGACAUGAAUCCCAUCAGGGUGAAGGAGGUAUACAGGCUGGAGGAGAUGGAGAAGAUUUUUGUCAGGUUAGAAAUGAAGAUCAUCAAGGGCUCCAGUGGCACUCCGAAGCUCAGCUACACAGGGCGGGAUGACCGGCACUUUGUGCCCACCGGCCUCUACAUCGUCAGGACGGUGAAUGAGCCGUGGACUAUGGGAUUCAGCAAAAGCUUCAAGAGGAAGUUCUUCUACAAUAAGAAAACCAAGAUCUCUACCUUUGACCUCCCUGCAGACUCCAUUGCCCCAUUUCACAUCUGUUACUAUGGCAGGCUCUUCUGGGAGUGGGGGGAUGGCAUCCGUGUGCAUGACUCCCAGAAGCCCCAGGACCCAGACAAGCUGUCCAAGGAAGAUGUCCUCUCGUUCAUCCAGACACACAGCGCCUGAGGGUGUGGGGGGGCCCACCCCUGUUGAAUGACCUGUUGUUCUUUGAGUCAGGGCACUCUGCCUGGGGCUCACAGUACCGGUUUUUUCCCCUUCUAGGAAAGGGCCUGGGGAGCACAGUCACUGCAGCCUGGCCAUAAGGGGUGGGAGGUGGUGGUGGUCUCUCCAUUCUCCCUGAAGAACUCCGUUAGGGACCUUCAGCGGACGCUCAUGUUUCUUCUGGGACACCUUUCAGACUUCCCUUCCCAGAGACCUGCCUGGGAACAGUCUUCCCUGCCAGGGCUCAGCCUGAAGGAUGCUGCUCCUACAGCGGGUUUGAGGUUAGGGCCCAGGGAAAGUGCGGCCAGUGGAGGACGUGUCAGAGGACAGCAGGGUCUUGGCUCUGCCAUUCUCUCUUGUAUCCUGUAGACUCACUUUUCUGAGUUCCAUGCACUGCCCUGAGGGUGGCCACGCUCCUGCUCUGCCCAACUUUUUAUUGGGCCGACCCUGAGUGGGUGUAGGCCAGGGGCAGCUCCUGUACAAAUCAAGGUUUUGUUUCUUUGAACUUGCUCUGUUUUGAUGCCAACCUGGAGAAGAUUUUGUCUCCUCUUUGACCCCUGUCCUGGUCUUCCCUGGAGUUCCUCCCAGCCGGACCUCUGACAGUCCCGCAGGCCGGGAAAGGGAGGCAUGUGGGCCACACAUCCCUGACACUGCAUCAUGACACAGGUAGUGUCUUGGUAGUGGGUGUGACUGCCUCCUGGGGUUGUAGAGCUUUCCUGGACCCCAUCCCCUCUUGGUCUGAACCUUGGGCAGCUCUAAAAGAGGAAGCAGCCUUGAAGACCUGCCUUUUUCUAUGCCCCAGAGAAGGGGCCCCCUGGCAACACGGGGUACCUCUGGGGUGGGGUCACACCUGACCCUUUGGCAAUCAUGGCACCCCUAUUUGCCACAGCCACUUUGCUAACCCUUCCCUUCCCCAAUAGGAAGUACAGUCACUUUUGUUUGUCCUUUUGUGGUCACUCCGUUUCCUGUCUUGGCAGGGGGGGAAGAGGGGAAGCUGGGCAGUAGCUUUGGGUGGGGGAGGGCACCUGUGGUUUUUAAUGGGAAAUACCUCUCAGAGAUGCUCCUAUGGGCUCCCUAGAGCCCCAUCCCAGUGCUAGGGUGGUUUCCAUGGAGAUAGGGCACUGAGACUCUCCAUGAGGUUGGAACGGACUCUACCUCGGGGGUUGGAGGGGGGGGUGUCUCCAGCCAGCAUCCAGCCCCUCCCUGCCCCCAGGUUGGCGGCAGCACCGCUGAGAAAGCUGUAUUUCCACCCAGUUCUGGGUAUAUCAGUGUGUCUUGCAGAAUCUUGGAUCAUUAAAGAUAAACAUAUUUUUAA
Canis lupus familiaris (dog) is the source of this 4086-nucleotide messenger RNA. It is a transcript of the gene CMTR1, whose product is annotated as cap methyltransferase 1. The record is from RefSeq and is a predicted model, not a curated record. Gene Ontology annotation, cellular component: cytoplasm; nucleus. The transcript is spliced from 24 exons. Gene Ontology annotation, molecular function: methyltransferase cap1 activity; protein binding; nucleic acid binding. The coding region runs from base 213 to 2735 and encodes 840 amino acids. Gene Ontology annotation, biological process: 7-methylguanosine mRNA capping. Lineage: Eukaryota; Metazoa; Chordata; Mammalia; Carnivora; Canidae.